AUGGUCGGAGAUGACGAAAUUUCGGUGACGGAUAAGACAACCCUAGAUUCUACAAGUCCGCUGUACAUGCAUCCGUUGGAAAGAGCUGGAUCUAUGUUAGUCCUGGUGGCUUUUGAUAGAACUGGCUAUAGAUCAUGGAGAAGAGGAAUCCUACGAGCACUCUCCGUGAAAAAUAAAGAAUUGGAAGACAGGUAUGAUCGGACUAAUGGUGCUAAAUUGUAUCAGCUCCAUAAGGAGAUAAAUGAUUUGAGUCAAGGGAAUUUGGACAUCACUGGAUAUUACACAAAAAUGAAGAAACUUUGGGAGGAACUCAACACACUGAACAUACAUGCUAAGUGUGAUUGCAAAUGCACAUGUGGAGCUAAAGAAAACAUGCACAAAGCUGAGCAAGAAAGAAGACUGAUUCAGUUUCUGAUGGGGCUUAACGAGGUGUACACUGUGAUAAGAGGAAGCAUUUUGAUGAUGAAUUCACUCCCAACAAUAGCACAAGCUUUUUCUAUUCUUAUUCAAGAGGAGAAGCAAAGGGAAGUAAAGCCGAGUAAUCACUUUUCAAUGGAACCUGCUUCCUUGAAUGCAACUGGACCAGGAAAUAAUAAUUUCAGAACAAACUAUACUCAACAGGGGAACAAUAACACAAACAGUAGAUAUAGAGGGAAUCAGUUCAAUAAUAGACCUCGGUUGUUCUGUGACUACUGCAAAAGGCCAGGACACACUAAGGAAAAAAGCUACAAACUUCAUGGAUUCCCACAAAAUUCCAAGUUCAAUAAAGGAAGAAGGAUUACAGGAAAUGUGUUUGGAUCAUCAAGUGAAGGUGCUGCAAUGAAGGAUGAUGGAAAUGACUCUCAGGGUCAGGAACACGGUCGAACUAUGCAUAAUUUAACUAAGGAGCAAUAUGGACAGCUACUCAACAUCUUGAAAAGCUUUCAAGGAGGAGGAGACAAAUCCACAAACACUACCAUAAAUGGAGGAACUUUGCAAGGCCCUUCACUGAAGAGGCCACUGGAGAUUGGUAAGGCCAAGACCGGCCUUCAGCAUUUGAUGGAAGCUGUCUUACAUGAAUGUGAACCUAGUUCAUAUGAGGAAGCUGCUGUGAAGCCUGCUUGGCAAGCAGGAAUGAAUCAAGAAUUCCAAGCAUUGUAUGCAAAUAAGACUUGGGAUCUAGUCCCUCCUCCAAUUGGGAAGAAGACAAUAGGGGUGUAG
Messenger RNA from Nicotiana attenuata, 1200 nucleotides. RefSeq lists its product as uncharacterized. NCBI's taxonomy places the organism in Eukaryota, Viridiplantae, Streptophyta, Magnoliopsida, Solanales, Solanaceae. The record is from RefSeq and is a predicted model, not a curated record. The transcript is spliced from 4 exons. Bases 1 to 1200 code for a protein of 399 amino acids.